GACGUUGGCAUGGAAAUUUAUCUGUAUCAUCACAUGAGUGUCGGCUAGAUAUCGAUCUUUUGGCGUCUUGUUCUCACUAAAGUUCACAUCGUCUGUUAAUCUCAUACCACCAUGGCCUCUCAGACGUACCAACUCUUUUGCAUAGGUAACCCCCUCCUCGACGUGCAGGUUACCAACGGCGAGGAGCUGCUCAAGAAGUACGAUCUGAAGGCCAACGAUGCCAUCCUUGCGGAGGAGAAGCACAUGUCAAUCUACGAGGAGAUCGUGAAGAACUACAAGGUCACAUACGUUGCUGGCGGUGCUUCUCAAAACGCUGCCCGGGGAGCUGCGUAUGUCCUUCCCCCCAAUUCAGUGGUUUACACCGGCUGCGUGGGAGAUGAUGGCCUGGCAGAGCAACUGCGGGCCGCAAACAAGCGUGAGGGCCUGCAGGAGGUCUACCUCGUCAAGCCAGGCGAAAAGACGGGAGCAUGUGCUGUCGUCCUCACCGGGCACCACCGCUCCCUGGUCACGACCCUCCGAGCAGCUGAGAUGUUCGAACAAUCACAUCUCUCUUCCCCCGUUGUUGCUCCCUUGGUGGACGCAGCAAAUGUCUUCUACGUAGAAGGCUUUUUCCUGACGCACGGCGCGUCCAUUGUGCUCGAGCUCAGCAAAAAGGCAUCCGCCGCUUCCAAGACAUUCGUCAUGAACUUCUCGGCACCUUUCAUCCCGCAGUUCUUCGGCACCCAACUGCAGUCCAUCCUCCCCUACUGCGACAUCAUCAUCGGCAACGAGACCGAAGCUGAGGCAUACGCAGCUGCAAACGGUCUGCCAGACACCAAGGACCUUGCUGCGAUUGCCAAGGCUGUUGCGACUUCCCCUAAAUCGAACACAUCUCGCCCACGUGUCGUGGUCUUCACGCACGGCGCUGAGUCCACUAUCUUGGUAUCAUCCGCCGAGCCUGACAGUCCUAAGGUCUUCAAAGUCAGCGCCAUCGACGACAAGCUGAUCGUCGACACCAACGGCGCUGGUGAUGCGUUCGCGGGUGGUUUCCUCGGCGCUUACGUCGCUGGUAAGAGCUUUGAUGAGUGUGUCGAGGUUGGACACAAGAUGGGCGCCAUGUGUGUCCAGCUUGUUGGUCCCCAAUUCCGGUGGCCCAAGGUCUCCGUUCUUUAGACACGUUGAACUAUCUUAUACACUUCCUGAAUCCUUACAUAUAUCACGCUUUCAACAGCGAAAUUGUUGUAUCCCUACACACACCGAUGUUCUUCAUCAUUCGCUUUCCACAAGCAUGUAGCAACUGAUAUUUCGAAUCUAUGAUUUCGAUGAUAAUUAAGACUAAAGUUUUACAAAAAG
Molecule: messenger RNA, 1332 nt
Organism: Suillus subalutaceus
Lineage: Eukaryota; Fungi; Basidiomycota; Agaricomycetes; Boletales; Suillaceae
Product: Ribokinase-like protein
Exons: 5
Coding region: 112-1152 (346 amino acids)
Biological process (GO): purine ribonucleoside salvage
Cellular component (GO): cytosol; nucleus
Molecular function (GO): adenosine kinase activity
Source: RefSeq, a predicted model, not a curated record